Paraglomus brasilianum is the source of this 2400-nucleotide messenger RNA. NCBI's taxonomy places the organism in Eukaryota, Fungi, Glomeromycota, Glomeromycetes, Paraglomerales, Paraglomeraceae. The record is from the annotation of a GenBank genome assembly.
AUGGACAACAGAGCCAUCAGUCUCGGCGAUUUUAAUGUGUUGACAGAUGAUCUGUUGUCCGAGUUUAUUCUUCAAAAACUUCCUGCAGAAGAUCUGGGAAGAUGUGCUCUAGUAUCUCGACAUUUGUACGUCUUCUCACGUGACGACCAGCUCUGGAAGAGACAUUGCCUCGAUAAAUGGGUUUCCAACAAGGAAGUUAUGACUUCAUUUACAUUCCGUGGUACUUGGUUACUCACGUAUAUAUUCCCAUCGAGACUAUCAGACGAGGAGGAAAGACGUGUUUCAUCACAUCCUCUUUGUUGGCCUCUUCGGUUGAAAGGCAUUCAAUCUCGUUAUCUCUAUGCCAAAUGGUGUAGAUGUAACAUGUUUCUCGGUAAUUUUGUGCCUCCACCAGAAGCACUCGGACGUAUAGCCAUCGAGAAUGGAGAAAUCCUGUCAAAAACAAAAUUUAAUAACUUGUAUGACGCACCUUCUAUGCCUUGUUUGAUCACAAAUACUGGGGUUGAAAAAUGGCGAGCCUGGGAUGAAUGGAAACUGAACGAUAUCGUUCAUAAAUAUGGCAACAAGAUUUUCAGAGUGGCAAACGAGCGUGGCGGCAAAGUAAAAUACGUACCGAUGACAUUAGCAUCCUAUUUGAAUUACAUUCGAAGACAACACGACGAAACGCCGUUGUACGUGUUUGAUCCGAGUUUUGUUGAUAAUAUACCCGAAAUGGGUAGUGCAUAUCAGGUUUCAGAAUAUUUUCAGGAUGAUUUAUUUUCGGUAUUGCAGUCUAAACGCCCGCCAUAUCGAUGGAUAAUAAUAGGUCCCGAAAGAUCUGGAGCAUCGUGGCAUGUCGAUCCAUUAGGAACUUCAGCUUGGAACACGUUGAUUUCAGGAAGAAAACGAUGGGCACUUUAUCCCCCUCAAUUAGUCCCGCCCGGAAUGAGCAUCUCACGUUCAUCGGCGAAUGGUCAUCAAUCACUUCUAGAUGAUCCCGCUCAGGCGAAUGAUUCAGCGACUUCUUUAUUUUGGUAUUUAGAAAUUUAUCCGCAAUUGACACCAGAGUUGAGACCAAUAGAAGUCUUGCAGGAGCCUGGACUAUAUUUGUGCCUAGUGGAUGGUGGCAUAUGGCACGUGCUUAAUCUUGAGGAUACUGUUGCUGUUACUCAAAAUUUUGUGAACGUGAAUAACCUCGACAAUGUCUGUGAAGAUCUCUUGAGUGAAUCGGACAAUCAAAAUAUAUGGGACGACUUUUCAAAAAAUUUGACAAGGAUAUACCCGGAUUUGGAAGCGUAUAUCAAGAGAAGAAUAUCAAUGUACAAAGACCAAACAAAAGACUCAAUCAUAAAGAAUGAAGGAUUUGACACGAAGAUGGCUUUUAUUGAAUCUUUCAGUAAUACAGAUGUGUGGGGUAUUAGAGUGAAAGAGGCCUGUAAAAAGUCUGGAAUUACAGUUCCUGAAGACAUUACGCCUAUAGGUCAAGGACAAAAUCCCGCUUUCAGGUUCUCUCGUUCAAUUGUAAAGUUUUAUUCUCACAUAUAUGAUGGAAUUGAAAGCUAUAAGAGAGAGUCAAAGGCGUAUUCGUUGAUAAAAGCGAAUAUUCAUCCGGAUCUUUCUAGCUAUUUUGCGAAUGUAUUGGGACAUGGUUAUUUGUAUGAAGAAAGUUCAGAGCAACUGUAUUCCUGGCCAUUUAUGAUUUUUGAAGCGGUGGAAGAUAGCGUGAGCUUGGCUGAUAUUAUCAAAGGUGGUGGCCUAAGUCCCCAGAGUGAAGUAGACAUUGAUGGGAAAUAUGGGGUGAUCAAAUGGGGACUGUUCACGGACCGCAUAGCCAAAAUCCUGAAAGGCCUUCACAAUAUCGCACCACCCACACGUCCAGGCUCCGACAUUAAUGUACCGCUAUUUCAUGAUUUUAUUAAUAAUCGCAUAAAAAAAGCGCAUACCUCGCACAAAAUGUGGCUCACUUUUCCGCCUGAGCUGAUUGCACAAAUGCCAUUAUAUUUACCGAAAUCGGGUCCAGAGAUCUUUGACCCUGCAGUUGAUGGGUUUUGCGCAGGUACUCUUCACGGUGACCUCAAUGCAGAAAAUAUCCUCGGUGUUGUAAAAUGUGAAGACUCUCGAUAUGACUGGAUACCUACCACUGUUAUCGAUCUCGGAGAUGCACACAUAAAUGGAGGGGACCCUUUGUUUGAUGUUGUGUCUGUUUACAUAAGCGCAUUAGGUUGCUCAAAGGCCUUGUUACAAAGAUUUCUAAAUGCAUAUGGUGACGGAAUUUCAAUUAGAAUGUUCGGGAGGAGAGCCAUGUGGUAUGUUCUCUUGUGGGAAUUCGAGGGUCUAUCAAAGUAUUUAGUGGCAUGCAUGCCGCAGAUUCGAGAUUGUAAAAACUGGGAAGAAGUUGAAGAAUUGGUCUGGGGAUUGUAG